GAAAUGAGAGUGAAACAAGAUUCUGGAAACAACUUAGAAAGAGAAGUUAUACUUUUGUAAAAAAAAAAAAAAUCUUACUUAAACAAGAGCAAUGAAACUUUUCUAUGGCUUGCUUUGGACUUUAUUUCAUGUUUGCUGGAUGCUGGAGGCUCCUAAAUUAGUGAUUUCAUCCCUUGGGGGCUCAGCAAUUAUCUCCUGCAAAUAUAGAAGAGGGGAUGAAGAAGCUGUCAAGUAUUGGUGCAAAGAAGGAAGUUUUAGAUUCUGUUCUCGUAACCGCACCAUCCGAACAACAGGAGCAGAGAAAGAGGUGAAGCAGAAUGGAAUGUCCAUCAAAGACAACCAUGUACGUCUUGAAUUCAAUGUGGUCAUGGAGAACCUCACUUACAAUGAUGCUGGGACUUACUUAUGUGGGGUGGAGAGAAAAUAUGACACCUGGAAGCCAGUGGAACUCAUCGUGCUUGCAGAUAAUGUUUUCACACCUACAUCUAGAAACAAAGAAGAUAAAACAGUAGAACCAAGUGAACCUCCAUUAUCUCCUGAAAGAAAUCAACUCAGAAGCCUUGAUUUUAUCCUGCUCAUCUUGAAAAUAGCCAUCUUUUUAACUAUGCUGGCUGCUAUACUUUGGCUGCAUAUAUGGUACAGGAGAGGAAAACACUCUAGGGUCCAGAUUUCAGAGACAGAAGGAGCAAAAGGAUAA
Molecule: messenger RNA, 697 nt
Organism: Pseudonaja textilis
Lineage: Eukaryota; Metazoa; Chordata; Lepidosauria; Squamata; Elapidae
Source: RefSeq, a predicted model, not a curated record